Auanema sp. JU1783 is the source of this 999-nucleotide messenger RNA. The record is from the annotation of a GenBank genome assembly. Lineage: Eukaryota; Metazoa; Nematoda; Chromadorea; Rhabditida; Rhabditidae.
AUGACCAUCGUUAGUUCAAUUCCUAUACGUCUUAACUCUCUCAUUACUUUACCGUUGCUUUCAAGUGUUGAGCUUCCUAAUCUCAUGGAGAAAACUUCAAAGGGGAUCAGAAAGUAUCACAAUGAUCGUGUGGAUCGCUCACAAGUUAAAAUAUUGAUGUGUUUCCAUUGUGGGGAACAGUUUUCAUCGAGCUCCAGUUACCAAAGACACUUGACUUAUGAGCAUCAAGCAUUAUCCCUAUGCUAUCAGAUAUAUCAGAACGAGAUCAUAUUUGAAAAAAAUGCAAAGAAAAAAAUCGCCAAAGAAUCUCGGAGGACCAAGGGUGACUAUAAACCAAGAAAACUUGAUCCCAACCCAAAACCAGAAGGCGUCAGUUACCGAAGAGCUACUGACUCAAAACUAGAACUUAGUUACAAAAGAACAAAUGAUGCGAUCAAAGAAAAAAACGACGCUAAAAGGUCGAAAGUAUCGAGUGAGGUCUAUAAAAAGAUUGAAAAGAAUCCGCUCCGUAAUUUUGUUGAUAUCCGUUUACCUGAAAAAAGGCCGGCUCCUUCCUCAGAAACUGAACCUGCAAUGAAAAGAGCUAAGGAAGACGUUCCUGUUUAUAAGAGUUACAUAUCAGAUCCAUGUCACGAGAAGUGUAAUGUUUGUGAGGUAUCUUAUGAAGAUAAAAGUGGAGAGAGCUUAGUGGAUCACUACGUUAGUGAACAUGGCGCCCUAAUAAACACUAUGAACGUUCAUUUGUACAAGGAUAAGAAUUUUGUAAAAACAAGGAACUCUCCCGCAGGAACAGUCUGCUUAAUAUGUGAUUUGAAGAAAAUAGAUACAACCACAGAAUAUUUUCAUCAUUUAAUACAAACGCAUCUGGAUAUGCUAGUCGAUAAAAUGAGUAAACAAGGAGAAAUAGAUAGUUUGGUUAUUGAAAUGGAACUGUCACUAAGUAAUGGAGCUGUCGUUCCCAUCAAGAUACUCAUCCGAACUUUGAAAAAUGCAUUAUAA